Molecule: messenger RNA, 2361 nt
Organism: Perkinsus marinus ATCC 50983
Lineage: Eukaryota; Perkinsozoa; Perkinsida; Perkinsidae
Exons: 10
Coding region: 1-2361 (786 amino acids)
Molecular function (GO): protein binding
Source: RefSeq, a predicted model, not a curated record
AUGCAUGGCCCUACUAAGCGGAGAAAUGUAAGCACUGAGGUCCAAGGCAAUGAUAAGAAGCGACAACGUACAAGGGCUCGAGGCCCCCGAGGGAGUUCCGCCCUAGCUGUAGCCUCCGAGCCCAAUACCCAACAGCAACGACGAGGACCGAAGAAUGGUGAUAGGCGGCGGAAACAACUGGGGGGAGGAGGCCAUGGACAGCCAACAAUCAGAGAGCCUUCACCGGCGUCGUCGGGGCUAGUUGGGGAGGACGAUGAGGAACCUUCGCAAGAGAGGUUCGAUAGGUUGAUGAAGCAGUUGGAUAGUACGUAUAAUAAUGGCGAGUACGCCAAGUGUAUUAAGGCGGGUAAAGCCCUAUUGAAGUUGCCCGCUACUAUACUCCAUCAAGACUGGGGUAUCAGGCGAUGGGGUGGUGCUCUAGAGCAAUACAACCCUGGUUACAGGGUUGUUGAUGGUAUCAGGGAGACUCUGAUUGUUUGCCAUACUGAAAGUGGACAAUAUCAAAGUGCUGUGAGGAUCUGUACGUCGGUGAUUUUCGAUAAAGACGCACCGGCGAGCACCAGGGCUUUGGCGGUGACGCAGAAGAUUGAUUGCCUCCUCAACGCUGAGCGUAUUUGUGAGGCAUACACGUUCGCGUUGAAACAGGACGAUGAAGGAGUGAAGCGUAGGAACGAGGUCUACCAAGAAUUGCAGAAAUGCUUUCCUUGGUUCGUCGGGUUGGCAAGAAUAAAAUACGCAUUCAGAGAGCUCCAGGAUGCUGCAGUGAAUGCGAGGGAGGCGUUGCAAAUAGCUGGCAAGCGUCUCGAUCAAGAGCCUACAUGCUGGGUCCUGUGGUGUUACCUCAUUAUUGCCGAGGCGGCUUCCGAGCUGAAGCCGACCAAGGAGAAUCUAAGGCAGGCCCUGAAAUGGUGGAAGAAAGCGAUCGAUAUGGAGCGCAGGCAUCCGAAAUCUGCGUCUACGACCGAGCGGGGGUCCAUGUGCCGCAUUCAGUGCCUGACCCGCCUCAUAGGCAUACUGGAGGCGUAUGGCAACAAUAUUGGGGAGAAAAUGGCGUCGUACCUGCUGGAGCGUGUGAGGGGCUUACAUGAUGAGCUCACGGCUGAGUUCAACACCAUGUCUAAUAUACCCGCGGAUGACUGCGUUUUGGAGCUUCGGGCAUCGAAGUUGUUCUUGUGUGGUCUGAGCAAGGAGGGUAAGCUCGCGGAACAGAAGCGUACAGUGGUCAUCGACUGCAGCUCGGGAGGUGUUGCUAUGUACCUCACGAGAUCGCUCACUCCUAACUGUACAUGGGUGUAUGAAUCCCCAGCUGGGGACCCUGGUAUGGGGCAUGGGCUGAAGGCCCUGAUAGCGCUGCGGCCCGUGAGGGCCCGAGAUGAGCUCACAGUUUAUCGCUUGCCUAGUAGUACACCAUCAGUCAAGGUCAGAGCGCCGAGGGGAGGGAGGAGGGAGGGCAUCAGCGAAGACGACUUGGCACCGCGUUUGGGGUUCGGAGAGGUUUACGAGGAUCUCACGGACUCGUAUGGCCAUGGAGCAUUGCUGCAAGCCUAUGUCCAUAACCAUGGGGAGAACCAUAGGUCUUCAGUCUUCGACACUGACGCUGUACAGAUCCUUCCUAUGCCUCCUGAAAGGGUGGCUAAGGAUGGCCUCUUCCGAGUAGUAGCGGCUCGGGAUGUCGCUGUGGGGGAGCGCAUCUUCGUGUGUGAUGGUAUAAUCAGAGCUCUAUCGCCGGCACAGUUAGGGCAGGCUGAUCCGGCUACGGUGAUGCCCCUGAGGGACUUGCCUAAGGGAGCCUUUGGCUUCUGGGUCAACCCGAAGACGAUGAAGUACCUUGCGGUGCAGGGUGAGCUACCGGACUUGAGGGUUUCCAAGAAGGCACGAAAAAACGAGGAUUCUGGUCCUGUGGAUAUCGAAGGGCUCGACGAUAUCACCACCAUCUUCGGGUUGAGCAGAAAAUUGACGCAGAUGAUAUUACUUCUGCUGAAGGAGCCGACUCGGUAUGGAGAACUGGUCAAGCUGUUCCACGGCAUACAUCGACUACCCCGUGAUGAGGACUUCUAUAGGGGUGUCUGGAAGCUCGCGGUGAGGUAUAAGUUGUGUGAUAGCAUGUCCUCUGGGAGGUGCCCAGCAGUGGAGCCUGAUGACGAGGACUAUAUUCCUAGUCUAGAGUCCCCCGAGGCUGCUGCCUGGCAGGUCGUGUUCAGUGAAGAUGAGGAUCUGAUGUCUUUGGCUAUCCGAAGACUCCGACAUACAUCGAGGCGGGGUUGUGAUGGUGAGCAACGGGGCCGAUGGGAGGUAGACAGCCUUUGUGUUGUCGCGGAUCGCUUCGGUAUCUUAACUAGCCUCGAGAAAGAUACCAAUUAG